AUGGAUGUUCCGGCAGUGAACGAGAGUUGGCCAACUAACCCAGUCAAAAAUGGGAUAUCUUUCUCCCACACGUUGCAUAGUGAGAAUGGCAGGGCUAUCUCUCAAGGAAGCACCGAAAGGGGACACAAUAGCCCUUCUUUGAAUGGAAUCGGAAUUCAUUCCACUAUCCACGGCUUUCCUGAAAAGCUGCAGGCUCCUUCUACUCCACAUUUGGUUCCUGAGGAUGUACCCAAACCCGCCGGACAAUUACUAUGGACCAAAAUACGGACCAAAUUCCGCGAACCUUUUGCUGAAUUCUUUGGGGUAUUUAUCAUGAUUCUCUUUGGCGAUGGUGUUGUUGCCCAGGUCGUCCUAAGUGAAUCAAAGAAAGGAGACUAUCAAUCGAUAUCGUGGGGUUGGGGCCUCGGAGUCAUGCUGGGCGUUUAUUGUUCUGGAGGGAUAUCUGGAGGUCAUCUCAACCCCGCGGUAACCUUCGCAAACUGCGUCUUUCGGAAGUUUCCUUGGAGGAAAUUCCCUAUCUACAUGUUAGCUCAGCUCCUUGGAGCAUUCUGCGCAGCCGGCAUUGUUUAUGCAAACUACAAAUCUGCUAUUACCAUCUUCGAAGGCGGACCCGACAUCCGAACCGUGGGAUUGGACACCUCCACAGCCGGCAUAUUUUGUACAUACCCGGCUCCAUUUCUGACUAAAACUGGUCAAUUCUUUUCAGAAUUCAUUGCUAGCACGAUUCUGAUGUUUUGCAUCUACGCGAUGGCCGAUGAUAAGAACUUUGGUGCGGGAAAGUUAAUGCCCCUUGGGCUGUUCUUCCUCAUAUUUGGCAUUGGUGCUUGCUUCGGAUGGGAAACUGGGUAUGCGAUCAAUCUUGCUCGUGAUUUUGGGCCUCGAUUGAUGUCCUAUUUCCUGGGAUAUGGACAUGAAGUAUGGUCUGCUGGAGGAUAUUAUUUCUGGGUUCCAAUGGUCGCUCCGUUCUUUGGCUGUUUAUUUGGUGGCUUCCUAUAUGACGUAUUCUUGUACACCGGCGAAAGCCCUAUCAAUACUCCGUGGAUGGGACUGGACCGUUUUAUAAGACCCAAUCGGGAAGUCUGGUCAAAUACCAAAUCUGUUGACCGACAAGUGUGA
This is a messenger RNA of Nannizzia gypsea CBS 118893, 1116 nucleotides long. Its product is annotated as aquaporin-3. Gene Ontology annotation, biological process: water transport; glycerol transmembrane transport. The record is from RefSeq and is a predicted model, not a curated record. Gene Ontology annotation, cellular component: plasma membrane. The transcript is spliced from 3 exons. The coding region runs from base 1 to 1116 and encodes 371 amino acids. Gene Ontology annotation, molecular function: glycerol channel activity; water channel activity. NCBI's taxonomy places the organism in Eukaryota, Fungi, Ascomycota, Eurotiomycetes, Onygenales, Arthrodermataceae.